This is a messenger RNA of Dromaius novaehollandiae (emu), 4052 nucleotides long. It is a transcript of the gene REL, whose product is annotated as REL proto-oncogene, NF-kB subunit. Gene Ontology annotation, cellular component: cytoplasm. Gene Ontology annotation, biological process: cellular response to stress; positive regulation of transcription by RNA polymerase II; non-canonical NF-kappaB signal transduction. Bases 229 to 2010 code for a protein of 593 amino acids. The transcript is spliced from 10 exons. Gene Ontology annotation, molecular function: DNA-binding transcription factor activity, RNA polymerase II-specific; RNA polymerase II cis-regulatory region sequence-specific DNA binding. The record is from RefSeq and is a predicted model, not a curated record. NCBI's taxonomy places the organism in Eukaryota, Metazoa, Chordata, Aves, Casuariiformes, Dromaiidae.
GGCUUUCCGCCGCGGCCGCCGCCCCGCGGGCGCGGCGGGGGGCGGGCGGCACCGCGGGCCGCGCCCGCCCGGCGGGAAAUCCCCGGCGCCGGAGGCGGCGGCGCGUCAGCGCGGGGAGGCGGGAGGCCGGCCCGCCCCCCCCCCCCCGCUUCCCCCCGGCGAGGUGCCGGCCCGGGCGGGCAGCCCCGCGGCGGCAGUCGGCCGGAGCGGCUGCGCGGAGCUGUCAGCAUGGCCGGUGGCCCUGAACCCUACAUUGAAAUAUUUGAACAACCCAGGCAAAGGGGAAUGCGUUUCAGAUACAAAUGUGAGGGAAGAUCAGCAGGCAGCAUUCCAGGAGAACACAGUACAGAAAACAAUAAGACGUUCCCUUCCAUACAGAUUCUGAAUUAUUUUGGAAAAGUCAAAAUAAGGACUACACUGGUAACAAAGAAUGAACCCUACAAGCCGCACCCUCAUGAUCUGGUUGGCAAAGACUGCAGAGAUGGUUACUAUGAAGCAGAGUUUGGACCAGAACGGCGAGUCCUGUCUUUUCAGAAUUUGGGCAUUCAGUGUGUGAAGAAGAGAGACCUGAAGGAAUCAAUUUCUUUACGUAUCUCAAAGAAGAUCAAUCCAUUUAAUGUGCCUGAAGAACAGCUGCACAACAUCGACGAGUAUGAUCUCAAUGUCGUCCGCCUCUGCUUCCAAGCUUUCCUCCCUGAUGAACAUGGCAAUUACACAUUAGCUCUUCCUCCUUUGAUUUCCAACCCAAUCUAUGACAACAGAGCUCCCAACACAGCAGAAUUGAGAAUUUGUCGUGUGAAUAAGAACUGUGGAAGUGUAAAAGGAGGAGAUGAAAUAUUUCUACUGUGUGACAAGGUUCAAAAAGAUGAUAUAGAAGUCAGAUUUGUCUUGGACAACUGGGAGGCGAAAGGUUCCUUCUCACAGGCUGAUGUUCAUCGUCAAGUGGCCAUUGUGUUCAGAACACCACCAUUCCUCAAAGACAUCACUGAACCUGUUACAGUAAAGAUGCAGUUGCGAAGACCUUCAGACCAGGAAGUCAGUGAGCCAAUGGAUUUCAGAUAUCUACCAGAUGAAAAAGAUCCAUAUGGUAAUAAAGCGAAAAGGCAAAGAUCAACAUUCGCUUGGCAAAAGCUCAUACAGGACUGUGGAUCAAAUGCAUCAGAGAGGCCCAAAGUAGCUCCAUUCCCAUCCGUCACUCCUGAAGGGAAGCUGAUUAAGAAAGAACCAAACAUGUUUUCAUCUGCACUGAUGAUGCCAGGGCCAGGAACUCUGGCCAACACUAGUCAAAUUUACUCUGCCUGCAAUCAGAUGCCGCAUCAGCCUGCCCAGGUGGGGCCAGGGAAGCAAGACACACUCUCCUCGUGCUGGCAGCCUCUGUACACGCCCUCUUCAGCAGGCAGCCUGGUCAAUGCACACCCACAGAGCAGCUUUGCAGCAGAGGUGCCGCAUGCUGGUGCUCAGGGCAGCAGCUCUCUCCCGGCUUUCCACGAAAACCCUCUGAACUGGGCUGAUGAGAAGGAUACAAGCUUCUACAGGAGUCUUGGCAACACAAACAGCAUAGGAGCAGUGUCGGUGUCGCCUGGAGACAUGCAAAAUGUUUCUAGUAGCAGCCUUGUGCACCAGGCUCAUCCCGCCAGCGUCACCACAGCGAGCAUCGUCAACAUGGAGACUGAUGACAUGAACUGCACCAGUAUAAACUUUGAAAAGUAUAAUCAAGUGCUACAUGCAAGCAAUCACAGGCAGCAGCUCCACCAGGUGCCACCAGCUUGUACACCUGUAGCAGCCCCUGGCAGCACACCUUUUAAUUCACAGUCUAAUUUAGCCGAUCCAGCAGCUUACGGUUUUAUAAACCAAGAAGUUUUGAGUGAAUCAAGACUAUCCACCAACCCUAUCCAAAAUCAUCAAAACAGCAUUGCAGAUAACCAGUACUAUGAUACAGAUGGUGUCCAUGGUGACGAGCUCUAUCCAUCCUUCCAAUUUGAUAGCAUAUUACCAAGCUAUAACCAUUGAGCCAGCGAUGUCAGGCUGGAAGUGGGUACCUAGAGCUUUUCAAAUGGUUAGCUGUGUGAAGAAGAGUAACUUAUCCUUCUGGAUUGCCUGCUUUCUCUCUCAGAAUGUUAUCUCUCAGAAUGUUACUGUGCAAGUUUUAUGAUACAACUUAAGGUUAUAUAUUAUAGCCUUAAGACUGGUGCCCAUUAAGAAGAGAGGUGGGACUAGGGUUUAGAGUUUUGUACCUUAAAAGUACCUCAUACACAUUUUUACACUGUCGGAAAAAUGAAUUUUUAACACUUAAAGCUUCCUUCCUUUUGGGGAGUUCAGUUGUAAAAGCUGAAGGUAUCUUAAGAAGGGUCAAGUUUCAAAUAAGUCACAGAGUUAAAACUGUUUGGAAAGAAACCAUUUUUGCUAUGGAAAUUAACUAUAAAUUUUGAUACGACAGAAAUUAGGAAAAAAAAAAUACACGUGGGCACUCUUGCUCAGGCUUGCCUAACUGUUGCAAGUUUUACUCAACUUACUUGAAAGGUUUAGGUUUCUUAACCUCUUUUAUAUGAAAUAUUCUUCUGCUAAAACAAGAUUAUGCAUUGAUUUUUCACAUCUUCAUCACAUUCCAUUUGCUUUGAAGGCAAAUUUGCUCUAAAAAAUUUUUAAUGACUAUGUCAUUGUUAGAUGUAUUUUAAAAGACCGGAAGGUUUGUUCGAGUUUUUAAAUAGUCCAUCUCUGUUGUAAAUGAAUCACUGCACAAAAGAAUGAACAGAAAAUAAGGACUUUUCUGCACUUCAUCCAAAGUGCACUAUUUUAAAUGACAAAACCCUGUUGCUUUAGGAAUGGAGCAUGCUGUUAUUUCUCUGGAAGUUUUUUUUGUGUGUGUGUGUGGCUGUGAUAUGUAUUUUAUUUUGAAUAGCAGAAAGAUAUUGGGCUAAGGCAUCUACCUAUUCUUUCCUCAGGUAUCCUGGCAGUUUCCUGCUAUGCAAGUGACUGCUUAAGAGAGGGUCAGAUCCUGCCCUCCCCCCCCCCCCCAACCCCCUCACAAGAAAGCUUUGGAGCAAACCCAGAAGCACAGUCUCUGUGCAUCCUAAUCCAGAUGCACCAUAUUAACAAUUUAAGGCCCUUUCAGUCAGUACUAAUUAAAAGCACCCCUCUACGCUCUGGAUCAGAAGGUAGAACCUCCUUCCCUUUGCUUCCCCAUCUUUAUUCUUAGCCUGAGACAUGAGAUGUUUAAUUACAACUCAUAAGAUGUUACUGGCUAGGUAAGACACUUUACUCUGCAUAUAGGGCUUUGCUCUUUUAAUAUUAUUAUAACUUUUUAAGAAGCAACACAUCAACAAAUACAUGAGUACAUUUCUUAAGUUACACAGCUGUUUCCUAUGGCAGAUAAGGCUUAAGAAACUAAUUGUUAUUGUUUGUCAACAUAAAACUGCACCAUGAAAGAAAGCAAUAACUAUUUCCCUUGCACACUUGGCUAUAUAUAAAAAAACAAAGAACCCCACAACCCCAAAUCAAAAGAGACAGUUGAGAUGUAUAGUGGUAUACAGCGCAGAAAAGAGCUCCAAGAAACCUCAGUCAUUUAUGGGAGAGCGGUGACUCCUUACUACAGUAAUUCACUGGAUUCAAGGCAAUUGCAUACUGCAGCAGUAAUGCAUUAUACCAGUUACACAGCUGACAGACUACACUCCUUAGAUGAUGUGUAUAAAUGAAGCCUGGAAAACUGUUCCCCAUAACUCCAGAUACACAACGGAAUGAACUGACUUUAUAUGUUGAAGUAGUUUUUUGCUCACCUCUUCAAAACACAUACCUUUUCAGGAGCUCCUCAUCAGUCCUAAGCAAUACAAAGACCAAAGAAAUGCAAAGAACAGGAGAAAGCUUAAAAAUGUGUGGUUUAUUCAGUUUUUGGUUUUUUUUGAAGUUCUCAAUUUUAUUAAAUGUAAACAUUUUACUCAUUUUAUAGAAAGCUCUUUACAGUAUGAUUUGUUUUUGUUGUAUAAUUAAAUAUUUCCAAUGUUCUGUUUUCCUUUGUAAACAAGUUGGUUUGGUAAUUAAAAAACUGGUCAUCAUAA